AUGGCCACGCGACUCAGCCCCCGAAAUUCGGAGGUGAACGCUCUUGAGCAGCGGGGCUAUCUGAUUGGCAAAAAGAUCGGACAGGGUUCGUACGCUACCGUGCACCUGGCCGAGUACGUCGACGGGACGAGCUCGAAGAAACUGCGGCUAGCCUGUAAGAUAUUCGACAAGGAGCAAGCGCCCAGCGAUUUCCUCAACAAGUUCUUCCCCCGCGAACUCGAGAUCCUUACGAAAAUCGAAAAUCCCCAUAUCAUUCAAGUGCACAGUAUACUGCAACGAGGCCCGAGAGUCUUCAUCUUCAUGCGCUACGCCGACAACGGCGACCUGUUGGACUUCGUGCAGAGGAAUGGCGUCGUGCCAGAGCAACAGUCCAAGCUUUGGUUCAGGCAGAUGGCUUCCGGCCUCCACUACCUACACGGGAAGAACAUUGCCCAUCGCGACCUCAAGUGCGAGAACAUCCUGCUCUCUAGAAAAUUCAACGUGAAGCUGGCUGACUUCGGUUUCGCGAGGUUCUGCGUCGACCACGAUGGCAGACGCGUCCUCAGCGAGACUUACUGUGGCUCAGCGGCGUACGCUGCACCGGAAGUUGUGUCAGGGACCCCAUACAACCCGAAACUAGCGGACGUUUGGUCCCUGGGGAUCAUACUCUUCAUCAUGCUGAACGCAUCGAUGCCUUUCGACGAUAAGAACUUGAAGAAGCUACUGAAGGACCAGAUGUCGAGGAACUGGAUGUUCAGGUCGCGAGUACGAGGCACGGUGUCUGCGUUGGCGAAGAGCAUCGUCAAGCAUAUCCUAGAACCGGAUAUUACGCUGAGACUGACUCUAGAAAGGGUCCUCAGCCACGAGUGGGUACGCACCAAGAAGGACAAGCCCGGAACUCUUGCUGGCAGACUCGUCCAUUCAGCGCCACCUAUUCAUCCGCAGGUGUGUGGAGGCAGUGGGAACAUGGUUGGAGCGGGGGCGGCGACCGGUGGUUGCAACGUGCCCAUGGUUAUGAGAGGACUGCCGUCGUUCAAGAAUUCUGAGAGUCAAAAUCAAGGUAGUGGCGCAAAGUCCGUGGAUAAUUCGGGUAAAAACUCCAAGCUGUGCGCCGUCGAGUGAAAGGAAGCCCACCCGACAGGGAUGAACCAGCAUCGUUCGCGUGUCGCGGCGUCGUCGAGGUGCCCAGAUGUCUGCGCACCGUUCG
This is a messenger RNA of Hylaeus volcanicus, 1186 nucleotides long. RefSeq names its product testis-specific serine/threonine-protein kinase 1 (gene Tssk). Gene Ontology annotation, molecular function: protein serine/threonine kinase activity; ATP binding. The transcript has 4 exons. Gene Ontology annotation, biological process: cellular response to glucose starvation; protein phosphorylation; intracellular signal transduction. Lineage: Eukaryota; Metazoa; Arthropoda; Insecta; Hymenoptera; Colletidae. The coding region runs from base 1 to 1101 and encodes 366 amino acids. The record is from RefSeq and is a predicted model, not a curated record.